UCCUGACAGCAAAGAGAAGUGGAGGUGUGGGGCAAGGGGAAAUAAAGUAUGUUUUUGGAAGGGGGAUAUGGCUAUCCCAGAUAAAAAAUUGGCGGGUGUCAGACUUGCCUCUUGCUCACCUCCUAUGCUCCUGCCAUAGUGGGACAGAUUUGGUUUCCUCUGUCAAAAAGGCAGGAUUUGCUCAUGUCCUCUGCUCCAAAGAGAGCAUUGUCUUUUGUACUCAGGACUCCUUGUAGGUGGCAUAUCAGGUUUACAGACCCUGCCUGAGUUGGGUUUUAAAAGCCGGAGGAGCUGGGAGUCACUGUCUCAUCUUCUUGGAGCAGGUCACCUGUGUCCUAUCCUCUCCACCAUGGAUUUUGGUUUCACCCAGGAGCAAGUGGCGUGCGUGUGUGAGGUAUUGCAGCAAGGGGGCAACAUCGAGCGUUUGGGCCGGUUCCUUUGGUCAUUGCCAGCCUGUGACCACCUGCACAAGAACGAGAGUGUCCUGAAGGCCAAAGCCGUGGUGGCUUUCCACCGAGGAAACUUCCGGGAGCUUUACAAGAUUUUGGAGAGCUACCAGUUCUCACCGCACAAUCACCCCAAGCUACAGCAACUGUGGCUCAAGGCCCACUACAUCGAAGCCGAGAAGUUGCGUGGAAGACCAUUAGGGGCUGUGGGGAAAUACAGGGUGCGACGUAAGUUUCCCCUGCCGCGGACCAUCUGGGAUGGAGAGGAGACAAGCUACUGCUUCAAGGAAAAAUCCCGGAGUGUGUUACGGGAAUGGUACAUCCACAAUCCCUAUCCAUCUCCUCGGGAGAAGAGGGAACUGGCAGAUGCCACUGGAUUGACCUCUACCCAGGUCAGCAACUGGUUCAAGAACCGACGCCAAAGGGACCGGGCAGCAGAGACCAAGGAAAGGGAAAACAGCGAAGGUGGCUCUCUGAAGGAAGGAAGGGACCUGCCACGAGAGAGACACGUUAUCCUCAGCUCCGAUGAUGAGAGCUCCCCCAUUGACAGCCCAGCAGCUCACGGAUCCAGUCCCUCCCUGAUCUACCCUGGCUUGCCACUAUCGGAUCCAAUGGGAAACUCUGCUCAUGGUGCCCAAAUGAUGGAUUUUCUGCAACACCAGCCUCUCCAGAACAGCCUCCUGGGACCCCUCACUUCCACUCUUGUCGAUUUGGGAUCCUGAAACAGUACAGCGUGGAAAACACAACCUCUAUUUCCCUGCAUGCAUUGCCAAUGGACUCCUCCUUUGUUCUAAUGCUUUCAAAUAUUGACUGGCAUCCUGUACACAGUUAUGCAUUUGUAACUGUUCCACAUUCAGUAACACUACAUAGUCAUGUUGUUGUUGUGUGCCUUCAAGUCGUUUCUGACUCAUGUGCCUCCCCAAAUGACAAACCCCAGGAUUCCA
Molecule: messenger RNA, 1390 nt
Organism: Sceloporus undulatus (fence lizard)
Lineage: Eukaryota; Metazoa; Chordata; Lepidosauria; Squamata; Phrynosomatidae
Product: homeobox protein SIX1-like
Exons: 3
Coding region: 350-1168 (272 amino acids)
Biological process (GO): regulation of transcription by RNA polymerase II
Cellular component (GO): transcription regulator complex; nucleus
Molecular function (GO): DNA-binding transcription factor activity, RNA polymerase II-specific; RNA polymerase II cis-regulatory region sequence-specific DNA binding
Source: RefSeq, a predicted model, not a curated record